Molecule: messenger RNA, 618 nt
Organism: Ustilago hordei
Lineage: Eukaryota; Fungi; Basidiomycota; Ustilaginomycetes; Ustilaginales; Ustilaginaceae
Exons: 1
Coding region: 1-618 (205 amino acids)
Source: RefSeq, a predicted model, not a curated record
AUGAAGUCCUUCACAGCCCUUCUCUUGACCUUCUCAACCCUACUCCUGACUAUCAAUGCUCCGCCGCCUGAUUGGCCCGUAUUCGCUAAACUCUCCGACUUGAAGUCCAAACUCCGCAUCUUCCAAAUCUACGCCAAUGCAGCGUAUCCCAACAAGCCUAAGAAACAGAAAGAAGCCAUUGCGACUCUCCAGUAUCUUUUCGACAAUGAUAAAGGUUGGAUGAAACGAGACCACUUGAUUCCACUCUACGACUACCUUGCGAGCGGAGGAUUAGUGCAACACUCCAAGCAUAUGCCGUACGUCCCUGUAACAGAAGCGGUUAGUUACUUAGGUAAGGGUACAGUGUAUGAAAAAACGGCCGUAGUGCAGCCUGCAAUGAAUGCUUUGAUCAAUCUUCAUCUCAAGAAGGCAAAGAGGGCAGGUUUUAAAGCUAAGGACCAGUUGCUGGACGAAGUGAAGGGUCUGUCUGAUAAGAGGCCAUUGCAAAGAGGUUUUUUCGCUACUGUCCCUAGACCGUUUACUUGGGACGAGGCUGAGGAAUUAAAGCGAAGAGUGGAUGCCGUUGAAGCAAGUAGCAGCGGAGGAGGCAGGAUGCAUGGUGUGCCUUGGGGCAAGUAG